ACCCCUCACGGGGACUUCCUGUGCCGGGCGGUCACAGAGGAGUGACAGCUGAGUUGACCAAAAGGCAGCUUUGACAGGCGCUGACGUCAAUCGGGCGGGAUAUCCGCAGUAGUAAACUAGCUAAUAACAUGGCGAAGACUUACGACUACUUGUUUAAACUACUUUUAAUCGGUGAUUCCGGGGUCGGGAAGACGUGUGUGCUUUUCAGAUUCUCAGAGGACGCCUUCAACUCAACGUUUAUCUCCACUAUAGGUAUUGACUUCAAGAUAAGAACGAUAGAAUUAGAUGGCAAGAAGAUCAAGCUACAGAUAUGGGACACAGCAGGACAGGAGAGGUUCAGGACCAUCACAACAGCUUACUACAGGGGAGCCAUGGGCAUCAUGCUAGUGUACGACAUCACCAACGAGAAGUCCUUUGACAACAUCAAGAACUGGAUACGAAACAUAGAAGAGCACGCCUCUGCAGAUGUGGAGAGGAUGGUCCUCGGGAACAAAUGCGAUGUCAAUGACAAGCGCCAGGUGUCCAGAGAACGAGGAGAGAAGCUGGCUUUGGAGUACGGUAUCAAGUUCAUGGAGACCAGUGCAAAGGCCAACAUCAACGUGGAGAAUAGACAUCAAAGCCAAGAUGGACAAGAAGCUGGAAGGCAACAACCCACAAGGCAGCAGUCAAGGAGUCAAGAUUACAGAGCAGCCCAAGAAAAGUAGUUUCUUCCGCUGCUUGCUCCUGUGAAGGAAGCAUCUGGCAUCAGCAUCCACCCUCGCCUUAACUUUUGUCCCCCACUGGACACAACUGGACAAAAAACGUCUUAACCUGUCUUCCUUCCACUCCGCUGGCUGUCCCGCGUUGGUUUGGUUUAGCAGUUGUUCUGUUACGUCCAUAUGUUCUGUAUGGUGCUGACCUACUUUUUAUUCCCUUUUUUAAAUCUCCCAGCAUGCUUAGCUUUAGCUUACUCAGCAUCUUUUAAGAGCCCAAAGUCUACUGAUCUACUCAUUUUUAGGACAGCACCACCCGUCUGUGUGGGUCCGUAACUUAGCAACGUAUUCUUCCUCUUACUAAAGAAUGACUUCUAUGCAGAAUGUACGUGUUGUACUUUUACCUUCAUCAUUAUCCAGAGCACAACCGCAACGUAACAUGCACACACGUACUUCCUGUUCAGUGUGAAGUAAAAGCAUGGCAGUAUUAACCUAAAUUCAAAACAACCACGUUAGCGCUGUUAGAUGAAAAUGCACAAACAUGAAACUGCCGCAGCUUCAACAGUCCUUCAUGAGCCGUUCUUACGUAAGUGAGUGUCUCGGUUAUGUCCACGUCAACGGGUUCCACUGUACAUAGCCAAUCAUAUCAAAUCAUUUCACCAAAGUGCUGACCGGGUCGUUUAAAUUCCCACGUGCAGCGAACGCAACACGUGAGUACAUGUAUAGAAAGAGCGGGGCUUGUAUUCCUUUUUAAUUCCCUGUGGUGAUGCUAAGACGUUCUGCUGGAGGAAGCAUUGGUCACGUGUGGAAUAGGAGGAAUAUUCAUAAAGCAGGGUGUGCUGCCAACUGCUUCACAGCAGCACCAGCUUUUAUUUUGGAAUGCAUUUGUGCUUGUUGCAUUUGCGGCUUUGCAAUAGCUGGCAGCCUGGGAUGGGGCGAUGCUGUAGCAGUAUUCAAGGAGCCAGACAGGACAUCAGCACCAAAAUGACUAAAGUGCCCUUUUAUGUUCUUAUUGAUGAUGCACUUUUUCCUGUACAACACAACCCUGACUAGCAAGUGAGUGUUUGCUGGAAGUCCCCCUCCAUGCCUGCUUUCCACACCGCAGCACUGAAAUGCGUCUGCAAUGGAAAAUGAAGAUGGCGUGCUUAUGCUCUCCUUCACGGCCGUCUGAACCAUGCAUACACGCCUCAAAGAGAGCUUGCAUGUGGACGCUUGUCACUCCAAAUUUAGAUUUCAUGUCCACAAAGCAAGUAGGACCUUGAUCAAAUCACCUCGUCUAUGUGGUUCAACCUGUGGAUGGAAAUGGACUUCUACAUGUUUGACAUUGCAUCAAGUCAGGACGUCCUGACACCAUUCCAGCAAUUGUAAAUAAGAUCUACUUUCAUAAAUCUUAUUGGUCUACACACCUGCUGUAGAUAAUGUGUACUUUUGGAUGAUUUAUUAAAAGAUGGGAUUGAAUGUGGUACAGGUGUGUUUUAUCACAAAAAGGUAUGAUUUUUAUUCUACAAAUGAGAUUAUUUGCACACUUUGCCCUAACAGGCAUUGCCUGAGACAGCUUUGAAAGAGGGCACUCGUCACCUUGAGCCUUGGCUCCAAUACUCAAAAUGCUAACAUAAGGGAUUACGUGUGUUUAGGUUAAAAUCAUUGUGGGAUGAAAAUGGUUGUUUUCCUUCUAGUGUUGCAUUUUAGGCUGAUAGGGAAGAGAGAUGACAACCGUCAAAUAUCACCAAUAUUUAUUGAAGACCUUGGGGGGCUCAUGGUUAGCAUCACAGCCAGGCGGUCUGGGGGUCAAAUUGGGCAGAGAUGUUUGGUCUGGAUGUUCUGCAUGUGUUGUGUGGGUCCUCUUGGCACUUCCUCACGCAGCCACGUGCUGCAUGCACGUUAUGUUCACUGUCGUCUUCAGCCUCAACUGUGACUGGCAGGUGAAAAUACGGUAAGAGUGGCACUUUAUGCAAUUGGCUUCUUUAUUUUAUAAUGUAAGAUUCAUACAUCAACACAUGGAAUCAUUGAAUGAUAUCGAAUCGGAUUGUUUGUGCUGUAUCAGGUCAUUUGGAAUGGUUGUGUUUUUAAGAGUAUAUUGUUCAUGAUUUACAGUAUAUGCUGUAUUCUUAGAUGCGUAUGGAAGCAUCUAUCAGGAUCCAUGUCCAUCUAGUCCAGGGGUCACCAACGUGGUGCCGUGGGCACCAGGUAGCCCCCCACGACCACAUGAGGUGCCCGCAAGCCUGCUUUUCAUUCAGGUGUUCAGUUAAUAAUGAAAGAACAGUAGAAAGAAAUGCAUUGUGAAAUACAACAUGUGAGUUGUGGACACCAGCAUUUUGUUCAUGUUCUGGUAAAACAAGCAUAUUCACUUUGUUUGGGUUGAAAAUAAGCUCUGAAAAUAAAUGUUAGAAAAAUGAGUAGCUCUUGGCCAUUUUCAUUUUGUAAAAGUAGCUCUCACAAGGAAGAAGCUUGGUGACCCCUGGUCUAGUCUUUGAGCCAGAAGCUUGGAUGAGAUGUCAAGCAUCUUCUAUGGUAAAGUGAAGCGUCCAGUGGAGAGAACACUGGCCUGCAUGAGCGACAACAUUCAUACACUUAAUAGUCCAUCAUUUUGGCAAACUGACUAAACCGGUUCCCUGAAAACCAGUUCUUAGCUCACAACAC
Molecule: messenger RNA, 3332 nt
Organism: Dunckerocampus dactyliophorus (ringed pipefish)
Lineage: Eukaryota; Metazoa; Chordata; Actinopteri; Syngnathiformes; Syngnathidae
Product: ras-related protein Rab-8A
Exons: 8
Coding region: 129-704 (191 amino acids)
Biological process (GO): Golgi vesicle fusion to target membrane; neurotransmitter receptor transport to postsynaptic membrane; protein localization to plasma membrane
Cellular component (GO): endosome; plasma membrane; synaptic vesicle
Molecular function (GO): GTP binding; GTPase activity
Source: RefSeq, a predicted model, not a curated record